ACACGCUGAUCGAUGCACAGAAAAAGUUGAAACACGCAAAACUCGGCCACGUGACCCGGCCGUGUGCACCAGAGAUCCACGAUCCACCUCAUCUCUGGCGAACACUCUCUUAGCUUAUUUCUUCUGUAAUGUAUAUGUACACGCACAUAUACGUGCAUAUAAACAUGAUUCAUUGUAAGAUUCAUGCGUUGACCUUUUAUCAAGCCUUCGCGGAUUUAUAAAGAUUCAUUUCAUUCAUUCCCAUCUUGUAAAUUCGAGUAAUUAUAAAAUUCGUCGAAACCCGCAUAAAAAAAACAGUGUAACGGUGUUUGUACAUGUAAAACGCACACAUCUCCGUUUACUGUCACCUGCUGUCAUUCUUGGGAGUAACCUCGACGAAUUAUUCGUUAUUAAACUCCUACGUGAGAUUAUGUGAGAUUAUUGCAUUAAUUCUUUUGAUACGUAACAAGAAAAAUGUUUUCGAGCGGACCGAAUUACACGAAACUGAAGACGCAUCUGCGUCUGGCGAUAAAUCGGCUGAAAUUACUGGAGAAAAAAAAGACCGAACUGGCUCAGAAAGCCCGGAAAGAAAUAGCCGAUUACAUUGUCGCGGGUAAGAUUGAAAGAGCAAAAAUACGGGUCGAACACAUCAUCAGGGAAGAUUACAUGGUCGAGGCGAUGGAACUGAUAGAAAUGUAUUGCGAUCUCCUUCUCGCGCGUUUCGGAUUGAUUCAACAAAUGAAAACAUUGGACGAAGGACUGGCAGAAGCUAUUUCUACGAUAAUUUGGGUUGCUCCUAGGAUGCAGACCGAUGUUCAGGAAAUGAAAGUAAUAGCUGACAUUUUGUCAUCAAAGUACGGUAAACAGUAUACGGACGCUUGUAGAGAAGAAGCUGUACAGACGAUAUCAGAAAAAUUGAAGCACAAGAUGAGUGUUCAAUCACCUUCCAAGCUUCUCGUGGAGAAAUAUCUCAUAGAGAUUGCAAAGAAUUAUAACGUUGAGUACGAGCCAGAUCCACAGGUGAUGGCAGAAGGCAGUGGUCAAGAUGCUCUGCUGAUAGAUGUUGGAAAUAGUGGAGAAAGAAAUAAUUUGGACACGGCUUGUGGAGGCUUUCCUCAGCCAGCAGGAUUUAUCGGUUUCCCUCAGCCUCCGCUAUUACCAAAUCCAGCGACUAAUUUUAUUAAUUCAGAAAAGGGACCCAUGGGAUUUGUAGCACCUUCGGGACCUCCCGAAGAUAAAGAUCAAAAUUUUCCCUACAAUCCUGUGUCGUACAACAUUCCCUUGGACAACUCGAACGGAAAUAAACCCGAAAAUGAUUUACCGCCGCCGUAUGGUUCAUUUCCACCUGAUUUAAAUAAAGAGUCUGACCAGAAACCGAAACCGCAACCGCGAUCGAAAAUGCCGAUGAAUGAUUUUCAGCUUCCAGAUUUGCCAGCCGUGCCGUCCGAGAAUGAUUUACCGUCGAAUAAUCCGUCUACCAGCGAAGAUGUCGACUUUGAUGAUUUAAUGAAGCGUUUCGAGGACUUGAAAAAGAGAAAAUAGCUUCUCGUCCUCGAGAAAACUCGUUGCACACAAGCGUAUUUUAACAUCGAUUACGGUUGGAUCCUCCAAACGGACAUUGAAAAAUAACUUUGAGCAUGGUAAUCGAGAAGCUUGUAUUAUACAAGGAAUUCUAUGUAUAAAAAAACAAAUGUAAAAUAGCAAUCCACAACGGUUAGUGUCUACAGAGAUUGUGAUAAAAAGUUCGCAAGCUUAUUUUUAAAUGCUUUUAUUGUUUUGUAUGCAUAAAUAAAUAUACAUACAAUAUUAUUAUCGUA
This is a messenger RNA of Ceratina calcarata, 1796 nucleotides long. RefSeq names its product increased sodium tolerance 1-like protein (gene Ist1). Gene Ontology annotation, biological process: protein transport. Lineage: Eukaryota; Metazoa; Arthropoda; Insecta; Hymenoptera; Apidae. The transcript has 6 exons. Bases 454 to 1521 code for a protein of 355 amino acids. The record is from RefSeq and is a predicted model, not a curated record.